Molecule: messenger RNA, 3420 nt
Organism: Euleptes europaea (tarantolino)
Lineage: Eukaryota; Metazoa; Chordata; Lepidosauria; Squamata; Sphaerodactylidae
Gene: PLCL2
Product: phospholipase C like 2
Exons: 6
Coding region: 3-3152 (1049 amino acids)
Biological process (GO): regulation of synaptic transmission, GABAergic; lipid metabolic process; intracellular signal transduction
Molecular function (GO): inositol 1,4,5 trisphosphate binding; GABA receptor binding; phosphatidylinositol-4,5-bisphosphate phospholipase C activity
Source: RefSeq, a predicted model, not a curated record
AGAUGGGGCCGGGCAGCCCUGGCCUGGAGAGAGGCUGUGCCGCCUCGCAGCCAGAAGGCAAGGCGGGCAUCCCCAGGAAAACCAGCAUCAUCAAGGAUGGUACAAAGCAAAAAAGAGAACGGAAAAAGACGGUGUCAUUCAGCAGCAUGCCGGCUGAGAAGAAGAUAAGCAGUGCAAGUGACUGUAUUAAUGCCAUGGUUGAAGGCUCAGAACUCAAAAAGGUUCGAUCCAACUCCAGAGUAUACCACCGAUACUUCCUUUUAGAUGCAGAUAUGCAGUCCCUACGUUGGGAACCUUCAAAGAAGGAUUCUGAAAAAGCAAAGAUUGAUAUUAAAUCAGUCAAAGAAGUGAGAACGGGGAAAAAUACAGACAUUUUUCGUAGCAAUGGAAUUUAUGACCAGAUUUCAGAAGACUGUGCAUUUUCUGUUAUCUAUGGGGAUAAUUAUGAGUCUUUAGAUCUUGUUGCAAAUUCUGCAGAUGUUGCAAAUAUUUGGGUUACUGGACUAAGAUACCUGAUAUCUUAUGGAAAACAUACACUUGAUAUGCUAGAAAGUAGCCAAGAUAAAAUGCGGACUUCAUGGGUUUCACAAAUGUUUAGUGAAACAGAUGUGGAUAAUAUGGGCCAUAUAUCCUUGUGCAGAGCUGUGCAGUUUAUAAAAAGCCUAAACUCUGGCUUAAAAACAAGUAAAAUUGAAUUGAAAUUCAAAGAGUUACACAGAUCAAAAGACAAACCGGGUACUGAAGUCACAAAAGAAGAGUUUAUUGAAGUUUUUCAUGAGCUUUGCACUCGCCCUGAGAUCUACUUCUUGUUAGUUCAGUUUUCCAGCAAUAAAGAAUUCCUUGACACCAAGGACCUGAUGAUGUUUUUAGAAGCAGAACAGGGUAUGGCACAUGUCACAGAAGAAAUAAGCCUUGAAAUUAUUCGCAAAUAUGAGCCUUCUAGAGAGGGCCAGGAGAAAGGAUGGCUUUCCAUAGAUGGUUUUACAAAUUACCUUACUUCAGCAGAAUGUCAUAUAUUUGAUCCGGAGCAUAAAAAGGUGUGCCAGGACAUGAAACAACCAUUAUCUCAUUAUUUCAUAAACUCAUCUCAUAACACAUACUUGAUAGAGGAUCAGUUCCGAGGCCCAUCUGAUAUCACGGGGUAUAUUCGUGCUCUUAAAAUGGGGUGUCGAAGUGUUGAGUUGGAUGUUUGGGAUGGUCCUGAUAAUGAACCUGUAAUUUACACAGGUCAUACAAUGACCUCACAGAUAGUCUUCCGCAGUGUAAUUGACAUUAUUAACAAAUAUGCAUUUUUUGCUUCGGACUACCCUCUUAUGUUGUGUUUAGAAAAUCAUUGUUCUCUCAAGCAACAGAAAGUGAUGGUUCAGCAUAUGAAGAAAAUAUUGGGGGACAAGCUGUAUACACAGUCUCCAAAUACAGAGGAAUCUUACCUUCCUUCUCCCGAAUCUCUCAAAGGGAAAAUACUAUUAAAAGCAAAGAAGCUUUCUCCUAAUUGCUCUGGGCUAGAAGGAGAUGUUACUGAUGAAGAUGAAGGAGCAGAAAUGUCCCAGAGAGUGGGUAAGGAAAGUGUGGAGCAGCAGAAUGUUGUGCUAGCAAAAACGUUCCAGCUCUGUAAAGAGCUUUCGGAAAUGGUAAGCAUAUGCAAGUCAGUUCAGUUCAAAGAUUUCCAGCUUUCAUUUCAGCUUCAAAAAUACUGGGAAAUUUGCUCUUUUAAUGAAGUACUUGCUAACAGAUACGCCAACGAAAACGCUGGAGACUUCGUGAAUUACAACAAACGUUUUCUUGCCAGGGUUUUCCCUAGUCCCAUGAGGAUUGAUUCGAGUAAUAUGAAUCCACAGGAUUUUUGGAAAUGUGGUUGCCAGAUAGUGGCAAUGAACUUUCAGACACCUGGAUUAAUGAUGGAUCUCAACAUUGGUUGGUUUCGACAAAAUGGCAAUUGUGGUUACGUACUGCGACCUGCAAUCAUGCGGGAAGAAGUUUCUUUCUUUAGUGCAAAUACAAAAGACUCUGUGCCUGGAGUUUCACCACAGCUUCUUCAUGUUAAGAUUAUUAGUGGACAGAACUUUCCAAAACCAAAAGGGUCAGGUGCCAAAGGUGAUGUUGUAGAUCCUUAUGUCUAUGUGGAAAUCCAUGGGAUCCCUGCAGAUUGUGCAGAGCAAAGGACAAAAACUGUGCAUCAAAAUGGGGACAAUCCAAUAUUUGAUGAAAGUUUUGAAUUUCAAAUUAAUCUACCUGAACUUGCUAUGGUACGAUUUGUAGUACUAGAUGAUGAUUAUAUUGGGGAUGAAUUUAUUGGGCAGUACACAAUUCCCUUUGAGUGUUUACAGACAGGUUAUCGGCAUGUUCCACUUCAGUCUUUAACAGGAGAAGCUCUAGCACAUGCUUUCUUGUUUGUACAUGUGGCCAUUACUAAUAGAAGGGGUGGUGGGAAGCCUCAUAAACGGGGUCUUUCUGUCAGGAAAAGCAAGAAAUCCAGAGAGUAUGCUUGUAUGAGGACUUUGUGGAUUAAAACCAUUGAUGACGUAUUCAAGAAUGCUCUCCAGCCCAUACGGGAUGCUACGGAUUUGAGGGAAAACAUGCAGAAUGCAGUAGUUUUAUUCAAAGAGUUGUGCGGCCUCUCUCCUGUAGCAAAUCUCAUGCAAUGCAUAUUAGCAGUAUCAACACGCUUGGUGAGAUGUGAUAAUACACCCUUAGUAGUAAUGAAUCUCAGCGAUCAGUAUCCCACAAUGGAAUUGCAAGGGAUUGUUCCAGAGGUUUUGAAAAAAAUUGUAACAGCAUAUGAAACGAUGAUUCAUACUAUCAAGACUCUGAUAGAAAAUGCAGAUAGUGUAUAUGAAAAAAUAGUCCAGUGCCAAAAAGCAGCAAUGGAGUUCCAUGAAAACUUGCAAAAUAUAGGUGCAAAGGAAGGUUUAAAGGAGAGAAAACUACAAAAAGCAGUGGAGAGUUUUACCUGGAAUAUUACAAUUUUAAAGGGCCAGUCUGAUCUUCUCAAAUAUGCUAAAAAUGAAGCACAGGAGAAUCUAAAGCAAAUUCAUUAUGCCACUGUCUCAUGUGGACUGAAUAAGACAGGAUCUGAAAACGCUGAGGUUUCCAAGCCCCGUCGAAGCCUGGAAGCUAUACCUGAAAAGGCAGGUGAAGAAAACGGAGAAUGAAUGAAUAUUCUCAUCAUUAUAGAGUUUAUAACUCUACAACCAUUGUAGCUGCACAGGACAUUUUGCUUUGCACUUAAUAUGGGGGGCGGGGAAGCGGCAGGGGGAAAUCCUGGAAUUUUAAAAAGCACAACUGGAGAAGCUAAUUACAAUCCAUGAAAACUGUGAAUGUACGUAGGAAUUCUGUGUGCAAAGGCAAUGGAAUUGUUUUAACAUGGAAAUAGUACUGCUGGCUGAAACACUCUGUGUGAAAGAUAUCACAUUACUUUGU